CAGGGAGGCGGAAGCCAAGUUCCUUCUAGACAUGCAACUAAUCAGGGUUUCGAUGUUGUUCCUAGUCCAACUUUCUCAGCUUCCCGGAAGAAACAGAAGACAUUCCAAUCUCUAAGUCUUCUCUUUUAGUCAUUAGUGUGCUUUCUUCUGUUUAUAUCCGUUGUGUUGUUUUAUGUUGUUUCUUAAUCAGCUGUCGGUGAUAUUCGUGCAGUAUCAUCCAAUAGUCGUGUGGUACCUGGUGGCGUAUCAGCAAAUGAAUCUGCUGAAGCUCUUAUCGGAAGAAAAGUGUGGACAAAAUGGCCUGAAGACAGACAACAACUUUUAUGAAGCAAUUAUAACCCAAUACAACGCAGUUGAGGUGCUUUUUCUAGAAGUCUUCGAAUGUAUUGCAUUUGUACACUAGUUAAAGUGUUUUGUAGUUUAUUGACUUAUUGUGUUUCUCACAGGGUCGGCAUGCUUUGGUGUAUGAUAUAAACGCAAUGAAUGAUAUCUAUUUUUUUUAAUUAUAUCAUAUAUAUUUAAUAUUAUUUUUAUUUAUUUUAAAGAUCCAAAUCCGGAUCCGGAUAUCCGCCGGAUAUUACAAUUUUUAGAAGGAUAUCCGACAUUUGGAUAUCCGAGAACUCCGGAUCCGGAUAAAGAUAGUAAGAUUAUGGAUCCGCCGGAUAAGGAUCCCGAUUCGGAUACCUUAAAAUUGCUUGGAUACCCGAUCCGAUCCGUCUCAGGCCUAGCUUUGACCCGUUUUUACCUUCUUUUUUUUCCUUUUUUUUUAUUUGCUGAAGAAAGGAAAAAGUUUAAUAAUUUUAGCAAAUAAAUAAGUAACGAAAUCAAAAAAAUUAAAUCAUAUGAAAAUAAAUCAAAUAAUAACUAGAAAUCUUUGUUUGUUCAUAAUAGAUUUGCACUAAUCCUACUUAGAUCAUCAUCCUUAAGCAAGUUACAAGCUACCCCUUUCGAAUCUCUCUCUCUCUCUCUCUCAAAAACAAACAACAAACAAUGCAAUUUGACUUCAAACAUAUAAACGUUGUCCCCAUCGGCAACGAGUUCUUCGACCACCUCAACCAUUCCCGCGUUUCCGACAAGAGUCUCAAACUCAACCGUCUCCGCAAACUCUACACCCGCCACGUCACCAACACACACCUCACCUUCCGCAACAAACUCUCCACCAUCCUCCACGACUUCCCUCUCCUCCAAGACAUCCACCCUCUCUACAUUAACCUCCUCCGCUUCGUUCUCGACAAAAAUCGUUACAGCUUCUCCCUAGGUCAAGUCAACACCGCCAAAGACUUGAUCGCAAACAUCGCUAACGACUACGCGAACCUCCUCGAGUUCGGUGGAUCGGUUAAAGAGUGUAAAGCCUUGAAAGCGAGCGCUGUUUUCGGGAUGUUUAGCGUUGUCAACGAGAUCACUCCUGGCUUAGCUUACCUCGAGCAGUUGAGGCAGCACAUGAUGAAGCUUCCUUUGGUUGAUCCGGACGUGCCGACAUUGUUGGUUUCUGGUUACCCUCAUGCGGACAAGGCUUGUUUUGUUAACGGAAUCGUUGAUUUUAGUGCAAAGUCUGUGGCUUUCGAUGUGGGUUUUAGUGGUUAUGAAGGUUCGAUGAGGUGUCAGGUGAUUGAUGGGGUUUUGGAUAAGCCUGUGUUUGGAGAUUGCGAUGUUGUUGUCGACGCUUUGGCUCGUCAUCUUGGGGAUGCUAUUGUGUUGUUCUUUUUGGAUGUUUCUGGUUCAUGUGGUUACAGCGUUGCGGAUCAGGUUGUGUUUUUUCAUAGUGUGAAGGCUGUGUUUGUGGACAGACCGUUGUUGAUUGUUUGUGACGAGAGUGAUUUGAUGCAAGUGUCUGAAGAAGACUGGAGAUUGAUUGAAGAGAUGGAUGGUGGAGUGGGAGAAGAAGAAGAAGUGGGGUUUAAGAUUAGUGAUUUGAGGAGUGAGGAAGGUGUUAUCUCUGUGAAGAAUGUUGCGUGCGAGAGGCUGUUAUAUCAAAGAGAGAGACUCAGUUGCAUUUCUAUGGAAGAAGCUAGGGUAAUGAGGAACAAAUACACCGUGGCUCAUCAAGAGCUUGAUGAUGAUCAUGGAGUUUCAGACUUGUUUCUUGAUCCAGACGUUUUGUUUAGGCUUGAGGAGCUGGAACACGAAGAAGGAAUAAAGCAGUCUGAGGAAGAACAAGAAGAAGAUGAUGAUUCUGUGAUAGCUGAGGAGCGUUUUACCGAAGAGCAUAAGGAUCAACUUGUUGCCAUUCGCAAGAUACAACCCUUGAGGAUAUUAAUAGCCUUUGGUUUUUGUAUCCUUGUGGGGAAUACUUAUGGAACCGUUCAACAAUGUCUCUCAACUCUAAUUUUUUGAGUUAAAACUAAUGUUGGUUUAACCCUCUACGGAAUUAAGAAUAAUAAAAUAAUAUUUUUAAUUUAAUAUAUAUUUACAAAAUUGGUUUAUUUGCAAUUGAAGAUAAUAUUCAUCUUCCGUAUUUUUUGUUGUUCUUGUUACAAAGUAACAAAUGACAUGUCUGUGAAUUUUCUUUUUAAUUGAUGUAUUUUUUAAAAAAUUUAUUUUUUGUUCCUCUUUGUUAUAAAAGUAAGUAAAUAAAAAUGCAUAGAAAUAUAGGUUAAAUUCAGUACAUACAUCGUUGAUUAUUUUUCCAUCUUAUAUUUUUUCAAAUAUAUUUCUAAUUUUUUUUAUUAGUUGGACCAAGAUUCACGAGGAAAAUUUGUUUAUAUUAGAUAUUUUUUUAACACUUGUUUGUAUUUUAAAAUUUUAUUUUAUAUCUUAUGUGUGACUCACAAAAAUUUCUUAUUUUCUUAUUUUUAUUGUUUUAUAUUAAAAUUGUUUAAUAUUAUGAUAUUUGGCAUUAGUGUUGUUUCGUCAAUUAAAAUUCAUAAUAGGAUUGUUGAUAUAGUUUUAAGAGCUUUGAUGGGACUAUUUUAAUUUUGGAGGUGUAGGUAUUUUUGUACAUUUGUCUUAUUUUAGAUCACAUAGUUUAAUUUUACGAUUAUUGUCUUUUUCAUAUUAUUUAUAUAGUGUCUGUUUUUUGGAUUGUAAAAAUGCAAUUUAUAAUAUGUAUUUUAAACUAAACUAUUUUUGUUGUAUUUGAUAUAUUUUGGUAUUUUGUUUUCAAAGUGAAUUUGAUUUUUUUUAAAUUAUUUGAUUGUGUAUUUUCACUGAUUAUUGUUAUCCGUUGUUUUAUUUAUGUAUUAAUCAUUGAUUAAUGUUUUCCAUAGUUGCUCUUUAUUCUUUCUUAGAUUAAAUUUGAUACCAAAAAAUAUUUAUUAAGGUUCACAUUUUUAACUUGGUUUGAAGAAACAUCUUAAAUAACGUAAAUAAAUCUUUUUUUUUGUUUUAUGAAAUUUUCUAUUUAUUCUUGAUUUUCUUUCCUUUUUACUAUGUAUUGUUGCGAAAAUAAUAUAUGUGGAUAGAUGAUUGAUGUAAAAAAAUUUGGUUGAAUUGAGAAUAGAGUAUUAAUUAUAAAAUAUAUGGGUUAUUUAAUGUUCUGUUAAUAGAUUUGAUCUAAAUACCAAAAAAUGAAAAAUAUGAGACGUUUUACUAAUUUUGUAAAAAUUUAUAAUGUGUGUCAAUAUUUGUCAUAUCCUUUGCUUAUUUGACUUUAGAAGAGAGAAAAACCAACUUUAUUAUAGUAUAUAGAUAUAUCUGCGCGGUUCAAAAAACAAAUAUAUAUGUCAUCUUUGUAAAGAAGUUGAAUAAUAAAAGUUCUUUUACCAAAAUUCUGAUCCAUAUAGUAUUGUAUAUCAGUAACAACUCAAACACUCUUACUAAGCAUCAUCAUCUAUACUUUAAAGAACAAGCCUAACUAGGGAAAACAAAAGGUAAACUAUACCAAAAUAUUCUAUCAGUAGUAAUUACUAGACACCUAAGAGAUGCACAUGAGUGUGUUGACUUACAACUUAACUUGUGAUACCAAAGUGUUAAUGGCAUAGUAGUAGUGUAAAGGAGUUGAUUAGGUUGUGUCUCUGAUUCAAACUACCUUGAGCAAGUGUUGUUCUUUGAAACCAAAACAUGAAUUAUGUUACUUGGUUAUUAUUGCAGAGGCUAUUGCAACUGUUGUAAUACGAUAUUGUGAAUAUAAUUAUUGUAAUUGAGUAUUAAAUGUUUAUUUACACCACAUAAACGUGUUACAAAUAAAAUAUAUAUUUAAUGAUAAAAUUUAAAAUGCCAACAUACAUAUAAUUUAUAUCAAAUCAAACACCCAAAUAUAUAAAUAUAUAUAUUGAAUAUGUAAGAAACAAUAAGAUAAUGGAAGACUGUAAAUUUGAAACUAAUUAUUAAAAACAUGUAUUCAAAUGUUUGCAAAUGUAAUCCUUAACAGUCACUAAAAGAACAUUAGGCCUACCAACAAUAUAUUCUUCAUGAUUUGGUAGUUGUUUAUUGCAAAACGUUUUGCAAUCUACUUCACAAAUUGUCGGAUCUGGUUUUUCGGAUACUUUCAUGCACUGAUUCAAGAUGCAGUGUUUGACACAUUUCUCAACAUUGGCUGAAAGAGAAAUUUGUGCCGAAAGCAUCAUUAUACACAUAGCUACUAUCAAGGAAAUAGUGCAUGCUUUUUUCAAAAUUUGAGUUUUCAUACUUUAUAUAUGAUUACAGCAAAUGUGAAAUGUGUAUUAGUUUAGUCUUUUUUAGAUCAUGAACAAGAUGAUUCUGAUAUUGUGUUAGUCUUGGUGAAUUAUAUAUAGUAAAGUACAUGAUGAGUAUUUUUAGAAGUUUGUUUUAGUUUGGUUGUUGUUUCUUUUUUUAAUGUAUAUACAUCGAUUAAGCUGUGUGAAACUUACCUAUAUUUUGUUGUGUUAGCUAUCUAACCAAUUUUUGUUAUAACAAUAAAAUAUAUAUUUUUUGUUUGUGUGAUUUUGAUGAAACGUGAGAUACCAUUCUCUUAUACAUUUUAAAUGUAAAUUUAUGUAGAGAUUAAAUUAUUAGUUGUUAACUAAAAUCUUAAGAAGCGUAAGUUAUAUUGUUUAUUUAUACUAAAUUUGUAAUUUUUUUUGUUAUAUCAUGUUAUUCUUUAAACUGCUUUUAGUUUAAAUUAUUUUUUUAUUAUGUAUUAAUUGUUUGUUAUGCUUUUUAUCAUUUUUUAAAUUUCUCUAAACUUGAUGUUGGUGACAAAGAAGUAAAAUAAAGCUCUCUGAAUUAUUGUUUUUUUUUUAUUAAAUUAAAAACUAUAUUGUAAGAUGAUUUCCCUCUUUUUUAUUUUUUUAUUUAUAUUUAUAUUUUAAUUUUAUUUAUUUUGGAUUGUAUUAUCAUUAACUCGUUUAUUGUUGUUUAAAAUUUUCACAAAUUAAAUUUAUAUUAUGUAUUUUAACCUAAAAUAUUUUUUUGUAUUUGGUUUUCAAUGUGAAUUUGAUUUUUUUUUAAAUUCGUUGAUUGUGUAUUAUCAUUGAUUAUUGUUUUCCAUUGUUUCUUUUUAUUUAUGUAUUAAUUAUUGAUUAUGUUUUUCCAUAGUUUCUUUUUUUUUCUUUCUUAGAUUAAAUCUGGAACCGAAAAAAAAGAGUUUCUUGAGGUUAACCUUUUUAACUUGAUUUGAGGAAACAUCUUAAAUAACCUAAAUAAUCUUUUUUUAUAUGAAAUUAUCUAUUUAUCCUUGAUUUUUUUUACUAUGUAUUUUUGCUAAAAUAAUAUAUGUGGAUAGAAUGAUUGAUGUAAAAAAAUUGGUUGAAUUGAUAAUAAUGUACUCAUUAUAAAUUAUAUAGGAAAUUUAAUGUUUUGUUAAUAGAUUUGAUCUAAAUACCAAAAAAUGAAAAUAUGAGACAAUUUAUUCUUUUUAAAAAAAAUUUAUAAUGCGUGUCAAUAUUUGGCAUAUCCUUCGCUUAUUUGUCUUUAGAUGAGAGAAAAACCAACUUUAUUAUAGUAUAUAGAUAUAUCUCAGCAGUUCAAAAACAAAUAUAUAUAUCAUCUUUGUAAAGAACUUGAAUAAUAAGAGUUCUUUUACCAAAAUUUUGAUCUAUAUAGUAUUGUAGAUCAGUAACAACUCGACACUCUUACUAAGCAUCAUCUAUACAUUAAAGAACAAGCCUAAGGAAAACAAAAGGUGCAGUAUACCAAAAUAUUCUAUCAGUAGUAAUUACUCAUACACCUGAAAGAUGCACAUGAGUGUGUUGACUUACAACUUAACUUGUAAUACCAAAGUGUUAAUGGCAUAGUCGUAGUGUAAAGGAGUUGUUAUGCUGUGUUUCUGAUUCAAACUACCCUCAGCAAGUGUUCUUCUAUAAAACCAAAACAUGAAUUAUGUUACUUGGUUGUUAUUGCGCUGGCUAUUGCAACCGUUCUAAUAUGAUUUUGUGUAUAUAAUUAUUAAAAAUUGAGUAUUAAAUGUUUAUUUACACCAAUAAAAAUUGUUACAAAUAAAAUAUAUAUUUCAUGAUAACAUUUAAAAUGACAACAUACAUAUAAUUUAUGUCAAGUCAAACACCCAAAAAAAAAUAUAAAUUGAAUAUGCAAGAAACAAUAAGAUAAUGGAAGACUGUAAAUUUGAAACUAAUUAUUAAAAACAUGUAUUCAAAUGUUUGCAAAUGUAAUCCUUAACAGUCACUAAAAGAACAUUAGGUCUACCAACAAUAUAUUCUUCAUGACUUGUUAGUUGUUUAUUGCAAAACGUUUUGCAAUCUACUUCACAAGUUGUCGGAUCUGGUUUUCCUGAUACUUUCAUGCACUGAUUCAAGAUGCAAUGUUUGACACAUUUCUCAACAUUGGCUGAAAGAGAAAUUUGUGCCGAAAGCAUCAUUAUACACAUGGCUACUAUCAAGAAAAUAGUGCAUGCGUUUUUCAAAAUUUGUGUUUUCAUACUGUAUAUAUGAUUACAACAAAUGUGAAAUGUGUAUUAGUUUAGUCUUUUUUAGAUCGUAAACAAAAUGAUUCUGAUAUUAUGUUAGUCGUGGUGAAUUAUAUAGUAAAGUAAAUGAUGAGUAUUUUUAGAAGUUUGUUUUAGUUUGGUUGUUGUUUUUUUUUUAGUGUAUAUACAUCGAUUAAUUUGGGUGGAACUUACCUAUAUUUUGUUGUGCAAGCUAUCUAACCAAUUUUUGUUAUAACAAUAAAAUAUAUCUUUUUUUAUCAGCGGCAAUAAGAUAUAUUUUUGGGUAAUUAUUAUAGUCAUAUUUAAAAAUUUAAAUGAUAUCAUACUAUUACAUCAAAACUUUGUGAUCUAAACACAAAAACUAUUUUACUAAAAUUUUCACAUAAUUAUUAUGUAUUUUAAUUAAAAUUUAGUUUUAUCAUGUGUUAUGUGUUUACUUUUGGUUCCCAAAUCUAUUAUGGUUUUCUAUUUUUUGUAAUUUUUUCAAAUCUGAAAUUUGUGACUUGAACAAUUAUAUAUCUUGUAAGAAUUAUAUAUAUUUUUUUUUUACACUGACCUUCACCGCUUUGUUUUCGACAAAAUAAUUUAGUUUUUUCAUAAAUAUACAUUUAAAAUGUGUAAGAGAAUGGUAUCUCACGUAAAACUAUAUCUAAGCGGUUCAAAAAUAAUAUAUAUAUGUGUAUAUGUCAUCUUUGCAAAUGUGUAAUAGUAUAUAAAUAUAUAUGAGCGGUUAAUAUAUAUGUAUAUGCCGUCUUUGUAAAGAAAUUGAACAAUAAGAGCUUUUUUAUCAAAAUUUGGUCUAUAUAGUAUUGUAUACCAGUAACAAUUCGAACACUCUUACUAAACAUCAUCUACACAUUAAAGAACAAGUCUAAGGAAAACAAAAGGUGAACUAAACCAAAAUCUUAUAUUAAUAGUAAUUACUCAGCCACCUGACAAAUGUACAUGAGUGUUAUGACUUACAACUUAACUUGUGAAACCAAAGUGUUAAUGGCAUAGUAGUAAUGUAAAGGAGUUGGUUCUUUUGUGUCUCUGAUUCAAACUACCCUGAAUAACUGUUGUUCUUUAAAACCAAAACAUGAAUUAUUAACUUGGUUGUUAUUGCGGUGGUUAUUGCAAUUGUUGUAAUAUGAUUUUGUGAAUAUAAUUAUUGUAAUUGAAUAUUAAAUGUUUAUUAAAACACACAAAAACUUGUUACAAAUAAAAUAUACCUUUCAUGAUUACAUUUAAAAUGACAACAUACAUAUAAUUAUGUUAGAUCAAACACCCAAAUAUACAAUAUAUAAAUUUACAAAUAUAAGUGUAAAUAUAUAAAUAUAAAUAUAAAUAUAAGUAUAAAAUAAAUAUAAAUAUAAAUAUAAAUAUAAAUAUAAAUAUAAAUAUAAAUAUAAAUAUAAAUAUAAAUAUAAUAUAAAUAUAAAUAUAAAUAUAAAUAUAAAUAUAAAUAUAAAUAUAAAUAUAAAUAUA
This is a messenger RNA of Brassica rapa (field mustard), 8251 nucleotides long. RefSeq names its product nucleolar GTP-binding protein 1. NCBI's taxonomy places the organism in Eukaryota, Viridiplantae, Streptophyta, Magnoliopsida, Brassicales, Brassicaceae. The record is from RefSeq and is a predicted model, not a curated record. Gene Ontology annotation, molecular function: GTP binding.